UCUAGAUGACACCUGCCAAAUCAAAGCAGAGGCUAAAGGAGUAUCCACAACGGCUAAUCUUUUGGUUAUAGAGGCUGAUCCAUACUUCACAGUUAAAUUACAAGAUUAUACUGCAGUUGAGAAAGAUGAUGUAACCUUAUAUUGUGAAUUGAGUAAAGAUGUACCUGUGAAAUGGUACCACAAUGAUACUGAAAUCAUUGCCUCUAAAGUGGUCACAAUACAGGCUGAUGGAAUAAAGAGAAGCCUGUCAAUCAAAAGAGUGGAAAACAAAGAUGAGGGAACUUAUAUGUGUGAUUGUGGGACUGAUAAGACAAUGGCAAAUAUUACUGUUGAAGCUCGUGAAGUUAAGGUAGUCCGUCCCUUGUAUGGUGUGGAGCUGUUUGAUGGAGAGACAGCUCAUUUCGAGGUGGAAAUCUCUGAAGAUGAUGUUCCUGGCCAAUGGAUACUAAAUGGCGAAAUCUUGCAGCCAUGCCCUGACAUUGAAAUUAUUCAGGAUGGGCCCAAGCAUAUUCUGACAAUGUACAAUUGCAAGGUUCCACAGUCAGGAGAAGUAACAUUCCAGGCCUUAAAUGCCAAAUGUACAGCUGGUCUGAAAGUGAAAGAUUUACCACUCACCUUCAUCACCCCACUUAGUGAUGUUCAAAUAUUUGAGAAGGAUGAGGCAAUGUUUGACUGUGAAGUGUCUCGGGAAAUCAAGAGCUUUCGGUGGCUGAAAGGAUCCAUGGAGAUUACAUCCGAUGAGAAGUUAGAGAUUAUUCAAGAAGGAAGAAGGCACAUCUGUCUAAUUAAAUGUGCUGGAUAUGAGGAUGAAGCCAAAUACACAUUUGAAGCAGAAGACAAGAGAACCACAGGAAAACUGACUAUCAAAG
Paramormyrops kingsleyae is the source of this 869-nucleotide messenger RNA. The record is from RefSeq and is a predicted model, not a curated record. NCBI's taxonomy places the organism in Eukaryota, Metazoa, Chordata, Actinopteri, Osteoglossiformes, Mormyridae.